UCUGUCUUCCCACACCCUUAAGUCCCUCUGCUGCCAAUGCUCCCUCCCUGCCCUUCUGGGCACCGGGACUCUGUCACCUGGGCGCCCAGAGCUGCACAGGGCAUGGUAGUGUGACGCAGAUGCCCCUGACACAGAGCUCUGAUCCCACAGAGCUGCUACAAUGAUGUGGAGAGCCAUAGGAUCAUCAGGACCAGCAGUGGAGAAAGUGCUGCCAACCUUGAUCUGCGUGAUGCAGUCCUGGCCACUGUGCAGCAUCCGCACCUCUGAUGCGGACAACAAGGAAGUUUUUGCCCUGGCUGCCACCCUGGUGGUGUGGGUGAUUGUCCAGGUGCCUGAGUGCCACGAGGCGAUGAUUCUUUAUUCCUCCCGCCUCUUUGUGGCUCUGCUCUUCCAUGUGGUCAUCACCACACAGCAGACACCAUCAGAGGAAGGAGCAGACUUCUGGAGAGCAUGUCGGGAGGAACAUCGCGUUCCCAGCGACCCCAACAGGUUUGCAGUGCAGGCCAUGAAGUCCCUGCUCUUCCAGCUGCGGUGUGACAAUGAGGUGAUGGCGAUGGAGCGCAAGCAUGGCUGGGACGGGCUGCUCUGUGCCCAGACCCAGCACUAUGCCAUGGGUCUGCUGGCCAGGGAGAUGCGCCGUGUCUUGAUCCCUUUGUGUUCCCACAUCGCACUCCACCUGCUCCAGCUACUCAGCCUAGAGGAGCCACGCUGGGAUCUGCCUUUCUUGGCAUUCUUUGUGGAGGUCCUUGAGUGCUUGGAUUUCACUAAAUGUGGUGACAGCGUCCAUGAGAUCGCAUCAAGGCACCUGCAGAGCGAGUGCAGGGAGAGGCGUCGCCUGGCACUCAGAGGCCUCAUGGUGCUCAGCAAGGAUCCCUUGAUGGCCAGAAGAAUUUGCAGCCUUUCUCAAAACCUUCUGGAGCUGCUGGGUGAUGCAGAUGGAGAUGUGGUCUUUCUGACCCUCCGUGUGUUCACUAAUCUGCUCCAGAACAAAAACAUCCUGGUAUCGAGCAGCACUGCUCCAAAGCUGGCUGAGGCACUCCUGCCACUCUUUGACCACGACAAUGGCCAUGUGGAGGUGCUCUCGCUUGACCUCUUCUUCAAGGUGAUGCAGUUGUCAGUGGAUGAGGCUAAAAAGCCCCUGGAGAAGAUUUUGAGCCAGAGCCUGCUCCCACUCUUCUUGCACUGCCAUGAUGAGAACCGGCGCGUGGCAAAGGCCUCGCGGGAAACACUUCUUCGUGUGACCGAUUUCCUGAAGAGGAGGAAUCUCAAGCAGCUGGUGAAGAAGGAGCAGCUGUUGACGUUUGCCAAGUGUCUGCUGCAAGAGAACCGGAGCCGAGCGGCCGAGCUCCUGCGCCAGGCCCUGCCAUACCUGGAGAGCCCCCAGGAGCCCCUGCGAAAGGCGGCCAUCAGGUUCAUCGAGAUGGCCGAGUAGCCCAUGAUAGAGCAGAAGGAAGCGCUCCGGGCCCUCAGUGAGGGCCCUGAAGCCCCAAGGAAUAAUGCCAUCCCAUCCUGCUCUAAUAUUGAAAUUCAAGCCCAAUAAGCCCUAAGAGCUGAAGACAUGGGGUCAUCUUCUGGAUCCAGUGAACCAGUGUCCCAAGAACAACACCCAGAGACACUGAAGAGGACACCACCUCCCAUUGCUGCUGCAGCUCCAAGCACAGCUGAUGAUUGGCACAGCUGAGCCUGUGGGACCAUUGCCCGGCUUCAGCCCUUGCUUUGUAGAUAGCUCCUUCCCUCCAGCCCUCAGAUGCUGCCCAUCGCCCUCCCUCCAUCCCUUUCUACACCUCCAUCUCAGUAGCCCUCAGACCAUGCCCAUUCCCUUUUCUCCUCCCAGAUUACCCCUUUUCUUUG
Hirundo rustica (Barn swallow) is the source of this 1851-nucleotide messenger RNA. RefSeq names its product maestro heat-like repeat-containing protein family member 6. The transcript is spliced from 11 exons. Lineage: Eukaryota; Metazoa; Chordata; Aves; Passeriformes; Hirundinidae. The record is from RefSeq and is a predicted model, not a curated record. Bases 161 to 1432 code for a protein of 423 amino acids. Gene Ontology annotation, cellular component: cytoplasm.